Messenger RNA from Oreochromis aureus, 6616 nucleotides. It is a transcript of the gene map1sa, whose product is annotated as microtubule-associated protein 1Sa. Lineage: Eukaryota; Metazoa; Chordata; Actinopteri; Cichliformes; Cichlidae. Gene Ontology annotation, cellular component: microtubule; neuronal cell body; synapse. Gene Ontology annotation, molecular function: actin binding; microtubule binding. Bases 180 to 4205 code for a protein of 1341 amino acids. The transcript is spliced from 8 exons. The record is from RefSeq and is a predicted model, not a curated record. Gene Ontology annotation, biological process: microtubule cytoskeleton organization; regulation of microtubule depolymerization; axonogenesis.
GCCAUGUUGUAGGACACGAAAGCAGCUGCCUUCAGGGGGCCGAUGGAGUGUGGGAAAUACCACCGACGAAGGAACACCACGUGGUUUACUGCGUAAAAACAUGACGGCUGUCUAAUGGAUGCGGCGGGGUGGGCCUGUGGCUGAGGAUGCUGUGACGUCAGCGGUGGACAGUCCAUGCCAUGAUGGCGGCGGAGCGGGGCGGCGGUCCCGGCUCUCCUCCCGGAUCUCCUGCCGGCGCCUCCCGGACUGCGGCGGAUCACUCGGUCCUAGUGGUGGUGGGAACGCUGUGGCCCGCGGAGCUGCUGGAGCGGGUACUGCGGCAAGUAGAAACAGGUGUGCGCUGCUGGGCGGUGGAUCUGGACGUCUCCGUUCUGGAUCAACAGCUGAAGCUCUUUGUGUCGAGACAUUCAGCCUUCCUGUCGGAAGAAGUGCGAGGUCAGCGGACUCUGCAGCACAGCGGGGAUGUCCUGGACACGCAAGUCGUGGUGAAUCCAGGCUCAGAGUUUGUUUCCUCAGAGGUGCGGCGGCUCGUCUGCAACCCAUCGCGUCGCAAACUGCUGAUUCUCGCCGGUCAGUAUGUUGAGGGCAGCGGCGACAUUGUACUGCAGAAAGGCUGCUUCUCCCUCAGCAACCUCAUCCAGAUUUUUUCUGAUGAGGAGGUCGGUGAACUGCUGAGCUCGGCAGGCCCAGCGGUGAAGCCUAGCCUCACCCUCAGCUGUCCAGACUCCGGCCUUUGGAAGGAGCCUGGACUGGAAAAACACAAUCUGCAAGACUUCAUAAACAUCCGGAUCAACCCUCCCCCAGUCCUUCCUGAGAUGGAGGGUUUGCAAGAGUUCAUAGAGUACCUUUCGGAGUCUCUGGAGCCCGAGUCUCCCUUCGACCUACUGGAGCCCCCAAGCACCGUGGGCUUCCUGAAGCUGUCUCGACCCUGCUGCUACAUCUUCCCUGGUGGGAGGGGUGACUCUGCCUUCUUCGCUGUUAAUGGUUUUAAUGUCUUGGUGAACGGUGGCUCUGACUCACGCUCCAGCUUUUGGAAACUGGUUCGACACUUGGACAGGAUUGACGCUGUACUGUUGACACACAUCGGCGUGGACAAUCUGCCGGGUGUGAACAGUCUGCUGCUGAGGAAAGUUUCCGAGCAGGACGAUGAGGCUGCCGGAUCCCAGCCCGAAGAGGACUGGAUGAAAAACCUCAUCUCCCCUGAGAUCGGGGUGGUUUUUCUCAAUGUUCCCGACAGGCUGAAGUUCGUCCAGGAAGAGCCGAGCGAGCUGCGGAGCUGCGAUCAGGCAGCGCUUGCUCUGCAGCACCUGCAGAGACUGGCGAUCAGACCAGAACCCCUGAGCCGGCCUAACGGACCUAGCAUAGAACCUGUGAUCUUGUUCCAAAAGAUGGGAGUUGGUCGUCUGGAGCUUUACACUCUGAAUCCAGUCAGCGGUAGCAAAGAGCUCGAAGCUUUGAUGCAGACUUGGCCAAACAAUGGAUCGAAUGUGAAGGGCUCAGAUCUUCCACUGCCGUGCCUUGUUUCCAUUUGUGCUUUGUUGGUCUGGCACCCGUCCAGCCCUCAGGAGAAAAUCAUCCGUGUGCUCUUCCCAGGGUGCACGCCUCAGACCAAAAUACUGGAUGGACUUGAGAAACUCAAACAUCUGGAUUUCCUGAAACUACCAGCAGUGUGUUUGAAGGACCUGGAAACAUCCAAAAUCGAAAAGCAACCAAAACGAGCAGACAGUCGAGAAAGCCUUAAGUCCCAGUCUAAGGACUUCAGACCCAGUAGUGCCUUACAGAAAGACAAACUUGGACGAGUGGAUGCCAAAAAACAAGAGAUGAAAACCAAGCCUAGGGUAGCAGCUGACUCUGUACCUAAAGACAGAAAGGAUGCCGAAGAAAAGCCCAAAACAAAGGAACCAGAGGCUAAAUCGAAGCCAGCGAAAUCUGCUGAAAAGCUCAUUCCAAAGAAAGAGGUUUUAAAAGAAGAGAAGAAGGAAGUGAAGAAGAAAGACAAGAAGGAAGAGAUUGGAGAGAAAAAGAAAGAAGCAACAAAGAAAGAAAUCCCAAGUAUGAAGCCAAAGAAAGACCUCAAAUCUGAACCAAAAAAAGACGUGAAGAGGGACGUGAAGAGCGAUGAGAAGAAGGCAGCAAAGCCAGCCAUUAAAGAAGUGAAGAAAGCCAUAAGUGCAGCUUCAACAGCAAGUGCAGAAAUAAGAAAACCUUCUGGGAAGAGCAGCACUCUGAAGAAGGAUGGGACUCUUCCAAGGAAAGAUACUUUGAACAAAGGGAUGAAAGGCAAACCGGUCUCAAAGGAGCAGGAGACCCAGAAGGAUGUGGCUCGCUCUAAGGUGUCCACACCUGAGGACAUGACGGCUGAAUUUGAAAGGCUUCGACUGGAAGAUGAGAAUGGGAACAGUAGUAAAAGUGCAAAGUCCAGGGGGUUGAAUCCUGACGAAGUAAAGUCCAACGGGAACCCGACUUCCACAGUAGAGAGUCCAGAGAAGUUUCGCUGCUCGGAGACCGAUCAUGACAUGGUCACUGCCUCCUCACUGGUCGCUAAAACUCCGAAAGGCGAUCUUAGUGUGAACUUUGAUCUCACCCAGACCGUGUAUGAGCCAGUGGACAGAUCCUUGAAAAACGGACCAGAAGUCUGCAUGGAGGAAAAGACCCUGGAGCUGGUCUCUCCUGCAGAUUCUGCCCCAAACAGUGCUGGACAUACCCCUUUCUACCAGUCCCUCGAAGAGGACAUUCGUGGCUUGGGCGAGGACAGUGGCCUUGAGGCAAGAGGGUCUAGUCUGGGCUUUGAGGACUACAAUCAGGGAAGUUCAUGUAGGACCUCUGACCUCAGCUCCCUGCCUGAAGGUCUGGAAAACUCCACAUCCUCUCAAGAUAAACAGUCCAGCCUUCUGACCCUCAGUCCUUUUAAGGACAUCAUGCCGGACUCCUCCCCAACCAUGACCUCCAUGCCGGCUGAGGUUGGCUCACCUCACUCUACGGAGGUCGAUGAAUCACUUUCAGUGUCUUUAGAGCAGGUUCUGCCCCCCCCUGCUGCCUCCCCCAAAGUCUGCACCAACGGCCAUGUUAUUGACUUGGACUCCAGUUCUGGGAUGGCCUUGAGGUCGGCCCAUAACGGGUCCUGUGGAAACAGAUCAGAGGACCACAUCCAUGGGAUGUCAGAGGUCAUCUCGGAUGUUCCUCAUGACGUUGACCUCUGCUUGGUUUCCCCAUGUGAGUUCCAGCAUCCCAGAACCUCGGAGAACCAUCAGCAGCAUGUGAGCCCCGGUCUCGCCACGGGAACCUCUCCAGAAGUCUCUGAUAACGACAACCACUCUCAGGAUGCGAGCAGCAGUGACCACGCCUCAGCCUACAGUCAGGAGACUCCGCCCACAUCGGUAAGCGGCACCCUGCCCACCACCACUGAUUCUGAUAUUCCCCCCAGCACAGAGGACUGUCCUUCCAUCACAGCCGACAUUGAUUCUGAAGAUGAUUCCAGCGGCUUCUUUCCACCCACCCAACCACAGGAACAUCCUACAUCACACUUUACUCACAGGGCGGGGCAGCACGACCCACCGCCAGCGCCGGUCAAGGACCUCCCCCCUCUACCGCCGCAGCCUGGAGCCUGUAUGGCUGACUCAGAGCCUGACAAGAAGAGCUCAGCCGGAAAGACCAAGAAACCGCUGCAGAGAAUGUCGUCAGGGAGCACAGUGGCCCAGAAUGGAAGGUCGAAGGUCGGCAGCUCCACAGGGUCCUUAAAGAUGGCGUCCAGCCUCGAUGCCAAGCCCUCAUCCCGGAGUUCACUGGGUGGAUCUAGAAUUGGAGCUGCAAAACCUCCAUCCUCAGGUUCCAGAGCUUCGGGUUCCUCCGGGUCUGAGGGUUCUGCAGUCUACGUGGAUCUGGCCUACCUCCCGUCUGGGACUGCCUCCUCCACUGUGGACUUGGACUUCUUCAGGCGCCUCCGGUCCUCAUAUUACAUUGUGAGUGGAGACGACCCAGUGAAGGAGGCGGCGAUGAAGAGCAUCCUGGAUGCACUGCUGGAAGGGAAGAGCAGCUGGCCGGACAUCCAGGUGACGCUGAUCCCAACAUUCGAUUCGCUGGCGAUGCACCAGUGGUACCAGGAGACCCACGACAGGCAGCGGGAGCUGUCGGUCACCGUGCUGGGCAGCAACAGCACCGUCGCCAUGCAGGAGGAGACCUUCCCCGCCUGCAAGGUCGAGUUCUGAGGUCGAAGCCCCACCCCCUCCCCAUUGCCACGGUUGCACCCAGACCAGCCUGAUAAGGAGGCUGGCUGUGAGCACGCUCAGUUAGAAACACUUUCUCUCACCUGUGUGACAACAUUUUCUCACCUUCUGGAUCAGCACCUUCAUCUCACCUAAGAGCAAACAUUAGCAUGUAGCAUGACAGAAAGUUGAAAAACCGUGUGACAAGUAAACACAAUGGCUUUGGCGAGGCACGGAGGUUAAAAUGAAUCAGUGUUUUAUAAAGAAGCGAACGACAAGAAAGAUUUUUAUCAAAGGAGCGUGACGCUGGCAUGAUGUGUCUGUUCAGUUAGGUUGUGUCAGUGUCUUAUGAUUAACUAUUCUCUGUUUAGCCCCUCCCCCCACUUGCCUCUUCAUUUUAAGCUUAUCUCGAGGUUCUCCUGCAGCGUGGAGGAGACCGACCCGACAAUAACUCGCUGUUUUCAGAGCCGCCAAUUAGAUUUUUACCUCACAGGAAGCACGCUAGGUGGGGUUUAUCUCUAAACUCGUGAGCUUACAAACGAAGACAUUAAAAGACCACAGGACUAACGAAUCAAUCAGACAAUCUGCUCUCCUUUUCUGUGAGGUAAUCUUCCUGUUUUUGCAAAUGGAGUCUUGCACAGAGUCACAGCUCCAGGUAAAGCAGUGAAAACUUUGUAAAUAUAAGAGCUACGUGAACACACUGAAAACUAGGCGAUUUAGGGGGCGUGGCAUAUAGGGGCAGGUAAAACGGCGACUGGAUCAGAAGCUUGUACACUCCAGACAAAAUGAACCGGUAAAUAAGACCAUGAGCCUCUCAGAACGACAACAAGUUUGUGGUUACUAACACCAUCAUUAUCAUCGCCAUCGGGGUGACUUCACUGUCUCUCUGAAGUGUGCUCAUUAAGGCCCGUUAAGCAGUCCGGUGUGAUGGUGGACACGGGUCAGUCAGAGAACAUUUGAAGAUUCAAGCACGAGGUUGAUUCUGUCAGCGCGAGGGAGAGAGAGCGAGAGUGUGAGGCUGUGACGGAUAUCCGGCAUAACGUCAACGUUCAGGUGACAUCAGUAAGGCUGAUGUCAUUAAAGCGCCUAAGGGUGACUGAUGUGAUUUGGUGCUAUAUAAAUGAAACUGUAUUAACUUAAGCUCCACCUCCUGGUCACCAUCGGCAUCAUCGGGGUAACGAACAGUAAUCAAACUCUGGUCACGGACACUGAAGUCACCCUCAAAUAGUAUCUCACAUUAAACAAACAGCCUUUUUUUAUUGUAGUUCAGCUGUAAUCAGCUGUCCACAUCUCUGAUUGGGUCUGUCUGAUGUUAGGAUGAGAGUUGGUUAGCUUGUGGAUGUGCUCCACUCCGUGACUCGUCUGACCUUUAACCUCAGCGGUGAUUUAAGACAGACCUUGUGAUGUCACCCGAUUAUCUCAGUGGGAACGUUCCUGUCCCUCAGUUACAGUAAAGCACACAGAGGUCACAGGACCGUGAGCGUGUGAUUAAGUAGUGGCGUUUCGUUCUCGAUAAUCUUCAGAAGAUUGUCAGGGAAACCGGAGAUGUAGUGUCUCUGGCUUUCCUGACGACGGUCGGUCAACUUCCUGUCCUGAAGGUUCUGGUCCGGUUCCAUUUCCUGCUUUGACCUCAGCACAGAUCUUCCCCCGUUCUUCCUUGGUGUGCUCCAAGUACUACACUACUCACGAGCCUUAGAAGACAUGUCUCAAUACAGUCUGUGAUCAGUUUGACCUUUGACCCCCUUCCUCGGGUGUUUCUCAGACCGUGUAGAAAAUUGUGGGUCAGACUGGUACCAGCUGAUUGGCUGGCCUGCUGCAGUGCACUCUGGGAAGUGUAGUCCUUCGAGAACCAAUGGAUUUUCUCUCUGACUGAUUUUUGAAAGUCAAAACAUUUCAUCGGUAAUUUAUUUAUUUAAUUUAACAUUUUUACAAAUAAAUCCUCAAACGUGACGUUUGGUACGAGCUGCUUGCCGUCCAUCUCUACCCAAUCAGCAUGGAGCUGAUCGACCGUUAAAGGAGCAGUCCACUGUGUUCGUCCCACCCAGAGGAGCGACUGAAGAACAAACAGAUGAAGUUAAAAUCAAAUCCUUCUGAUAUUUUAUCUUUACAGUGAACAUUUAGCUUUUAACUUUUAUUCGCAAAGCUUUAAAUUUAUCUUUUUUUACCCAGGAAGUGAUUUUCAGCUUUUGUUUGUUUGUUUUCUUCAGAUUUUCUUCUUUGUGCCUGCAGACAAUUUUUUAAUCCAACCAAUCAAUGAGCUGGAAAUCAUGAGAGCUGAAAAAAAUGUACUGAUAAUCUCACACACACACACACACACACACACACACACACACACACACACACACACACAGAGAUCAUUUGUGCAUUGAAACACUAACUGCAAUGAUUGUCUUUCAAAAUAAAUGUCCCUUUCA